Molecule: messenger RNA, 3234 nt
Organism: Scophthalmus maximus (turbot)
Lineage: Eukaryota; Metazoa; Chordata; Actinopteri; Pleuronectiformes; Scophthalmidae
Product: oxysterol-binding protein 1-like
Exons: 20
Coding region: 287-2746 (819 amino acids)
Cellular component (GO): membrane; intracellular membrane-bounded organelle; cytosol
Molecular function (GO): sterol binding
Source: RefSeq, a predicted model, not a curated record
AGCCAAACCGAAGCAACGCCGAAAGAGUUGCAAUGAGUUGAAAACGGAUCGUUCGCAUCGUCUGCGACGCGUCUACUUGUUUUGACAGCUUCCUGUUGUUUAGCUAGCCUGCGAGCUUAGUGACGGACGGUCAUUUAAGUAGCUUUGAUGAUCGGAAAUGGCCUCUUGUCACCCGCAGUCACCUCAUCACGUCGCGGCUGUGUGCUCUUUGACACGGACCUUCAGCCGCUGCGUUAAGUUCCCUCGAUGCUUCUAAUCUCACCCAGUGAAACCACAGGCUGCUGCGAUGUCAGAGCCUAAGCCCCCUACUCCAACCCCGACCCCUGGAGACACGUACAAGGGUUGGCUCUUCAAAUGGACUAACUACAUAAAGGGUUACCAGAGACGCUGGUUUGUUUUGAGCAAUGGACUGUUGUCAUAUUAUAGGACCCAGGCAGAGAUGGGUCACACAUGCAGAGGCACCAUCAACUUGGCCACAGCCAAUAUUACGGUGGAGGACUCGUGCAACUUUGUCAUUUCCAACGGUGGAGCGCAAACCUACCACCUGAAGGCCAGCUCAGAAGUGGAGCGCCAGCGGUGGAUCACAGCGCUGGAGCUUGCCAAGGCAAAGGCCGUCCACAUGCAGGCCGAAUCUGAUGACUCCGGAGACGAUUGUUCCACAGCGCCCCCCACCUCAGGACAGGGCGGAGGCUGCCGUAACUCAGAAGUCCAGUCCACACUACGAACAAUGAGCAGCAAGGUGGAGGACCUCACCACCUGCAAUGAUCUCAUUGUCAAGCAUGGGUCUGCCCUUCAAAGGUCUUUGUCAGAACUGGAGGGGAUUCGUGUUGGAGGGGACAUGGGGGAAAAGACUAGACAAGUCACCGAGAGGGCCACGCUGUUCCGAAUCACCUCUAAUGCCAUGAUCAAUGCAUGUCGAGACUUCCUCUCCCUGGCCCAGAACCACAGUAAGCGCUGGCAGAAGGCCUUACAGACCGAGAGAGACCAGAGGAUACGGCUGGAGGAGACUCUGGAGCAGCUGGCCAAACAGCACAACCAUUUGGAACGAGCCUUCCGCGGAGCCACGGUUCUCCCCUCUUCGUUCAGCAAUCCCGCCUUAGGCAACAAAGGCGGCGUUUCAGCAAAGGGUGAUGCCAGUGACGAGGAUGAUGACAAUGAGUUCUUCGAUGCUAUGGAAGACCCAGCAGAGUUUAUUACUGUCCCUGCUGACCCCAAGUAUCACAGGAGAUCUGGCAGCAAUGCCAGUGGGCUCAGCAAUGAGACUGGACUGGACGAUCAGUCUGUAAAUUUCGAUGAACUGUCGUUGGCGUCCAAUCCGGAGUCUCCCCAGCCCCUUGAGCUUGAACCAGUGAGACAAAGAAGGACCCGUAUCCCUGACAAGCCGAACUAUUACCUCAAUCUGUGGAGCAUCAUGAAGAACUGCAUUGGAAAGGAACUCUCAAAGAUACCAAUGCCUGUAAAUUUCAAUGAGCCCCUCUCCAUGCUGCAACGUCUCUCCGAAGACCUGGAGUACUACGAGCUGCUGGACAAGGGUGCCAAAUGUCAGAGUUCUCUGGAGCAGAUGUGCUAUGUCGCCGCUUUCACGGUCUCUUCCUACUCCACCACUGUCCACCGCACAGGAAAACCCUUCAAUCCUUUGCUGGGAGAAACCUUUGAGCUUGAUCGACUCGGAGAGUGCGGCUACCGUUCGCUGUGUGAACAGGUGAGUCACCACCCACCUGCCGCAGCUCACCAUGCCAUCUCUGAAAAGGGUUGGACCCUCAGACAGGAAAUCACACUGGCCAGCAAGUUCAGAGGAAAAUACCUCUCCAUCAUGCCCUUGGGAUCUAUCCAGUGUUUGUUUGACAAGAGCAACAAUCACUACUCUUGGAAAAAAGUGACGACAACAGUGCACAACAUUAUUGUGGGGAAAUUGUGGAUUGAUCAGUCAGGGGAGAUAGAUGUGGUGAACCACAGGACAGGAGAUCGCUGCCACCUCAAGUUUGCUCCCUACAGUUACUUCUCCAGGGACGUGCCGAGAAAGGUAACAGGAGUCGUAACGGAUAAGGAUGGAAAGGCCCAUUAUGUGCUGUCAGGAACGUGGGAUGAGAAGAUGGAGUUUUCCCGGGUAAUGCAGAGCAGUAAAGGCGAGAACGGCACAGAGGGCAAACAGAGGACUGUCUAUCAGACCCUCAAAGCCAAAGAAAUCUGGAGAAAGAAUCCUUUACCAGACGGAGCAGAGAACAUGUACUUCUUCUCCUCACUGGCCUUGACUCUCAAUGAACCCGAGGAGGGAGUGGCGCCAACAGACUGUCGCAGACGCCCUGACCAGCGAUUAAUGGAGGAAGGCCGCUGGGACGAGGCAAACGCCGAGAAGCAGAGGCUGGAAGAAAAACAGCGCACGACCCGCCGAGAAAGGGAGAGGGAAGCUGUCAAAGCUGCCAGCACACCUGAGGAAGCUGUCACUGAGGAUUCAGUCACUGACUCGCCCUUGAAAACUGAUGCACAGGAGAUUGGCACAGAAGCAAGUGAGGUUUCUGAUGAAAGUUGUUGCUCAGCUGACACAGAGGACUCUCCCCCUCAUACACCCGUUGCAUCCCCUCAUGGACUCCUCCCUUAUUUAAGCCCCCACCAAGACAACUACCAAGCACUGUGGUUCGAGAAGAUCGACGACGCCGCGUCCGGCGAGACCUUGCACGUGUACAAGGGCGGCUACUGGGAGGCCAAGGACCAAGGCAGCUGGGACAUGUGCCCAGAGAUCUUCUGAUUGCAGCCGAAUCAGCGAAAAGAGAAGAUGGUGAGAAGUGGCCUACUAACUUACAUCAGCUAACGUGGGGGAAUCAAGCCUGACAUCAAACCACCAUCUUCAACGUCUGUAGCUUCAACCGAUCACCUCCCACAAGCUCCACCGUUCCAGCAGAGAGAGAUUUUUGCUCAGGAUCAAGUGCAUGUGGAUUUCACCCCUCAAUGUAGAUACAAUGCACAUUGUGCGUUGUAGUAACAUAGCAUCUGGUCAGUCAGUGUUCAGAUAAAACCCUCUCACUGCCUUUCUCAAAACACUUUGUUUAACUUUGCCCUGCUGCUUGUUCUCGGCACAGGCGCCUGUGUUGCAGCCUUUGAUUUGCAUUUAGCAACCGGUUUAUUCUGGCAAGUGUCGUCAUACAUUUUCUUUGGAAGCACUAUUGUCAAUCAUUACUCAUCCCGGUGACAUCUAACUAUAAAUUAGGUUUUGCGCAGACGGAGUGAUCGUCUAAA